UCUUCUUUCCCAUUUGGCAGCAACGCUUUUUAGCUGAUUUCAACGAUUUACAACAAACACCACCAUUCCCUUCACAAACUCACGCAUUUUCACUUCUCUACCUUCCCCUUCUCCCAUUCUUUUAAUUCUCAAAAAAUCACAGAUCUGACCAAUUAUCAGAUCCUAAAGCUAUGUCUCCACAUCCAUUGAAAGCAGUAACAUUGACUCACGUUAGAUACCAAAAGGGAGAUCAAUUAGGCCAUUUCUUAGCAUGGGUUUCAUUAGUUCCUGUUUUCAUCAGCCUUGGCGGUUUUAUUUCUCAUUUCAUUUUCCGUAGAGAACUUCAGGGCAUGUUCUUCGCAAUUGGGCUUUUAAUUUCCCAAUUCAUAAACGAAAUCAUUAAAAAAUCAUUCCAACAGGCCCGACCCGAAACUUGUGCUCUUCUUGAAGUUUGUGAUUCUCAUGGCUGGCCUUCUAGCCAUUCUCAGUACAUGUUCUUUUUCGCUGUGUAUUUUACUCUCUUGACUUAUAGAAAAUUGGGACUUAUUUGUAGAAACCAAUUAUGGGUUGUGCUUCUUUUGGUUUGGCCUAUGGCGGUUUUGACUCUGUACUCUAGAGUCUAUUUGGGUUAUCAUACGGUCGCACAGGUAUUUGCUGGAGCUACUUUAGGAGCAGUACUUGGUGGGGGUUGGUUUUGGAUUGUUAACAAUGUGCUCAAGGGUCUUUUCCCUGUUAUUGAAGAAAGUGCUUUUGGGAGGUUUUUUUAUGUCAAGGACACUUCUCAUAUCCCUAAUGUUUUGAAAUUUGAGUACGAGAAUGCACGGGCUGCAAGGAAACACGUGUCUUACAAGCGCGCUGAUUGAUUGAUUAGUCGUCCAUUGAGUUUCCACAGUAAUGAGGACCGAGAGAAGGAUCAUUUGUGGUGAUAAAUAAUGCCUGCAACAGCUGAACCCUCCUUCUAUUUGGAGAGACAUGAGAUAUACGGAACAUAGGCGUAGAACAGCCUGUCAUAAGCCUAGUUCCUUGCUUUAAAAGCAUUUUAUAGUUUUACUUGGAAUUUCAUGUGUCUUAACUGAUUGUACUUGUACUCUGUUUCAUAAGUUUCAGUUCCAAGUUUGACAAUUGUAAUAGUAAGAGUAAGCAAUCUCAGUGUUAGCUUUAUAGAAUUGAAAAGCAUUUACUUGAGAAUUUCCUUGUCUAAUAUGGGCUUUGCCUUAUUUCUCUUA
Molecule: messenger RNA, 1205 nt
Organism: Nicotiana tabacum (common tobacco)
Lineage: Eukaryota; Viridiplantae; Streptophyta; Magnoliopsida; Solanales; Solanaceae
Product: lipid phosphate phosphatase gamma
Biological process (GO): lipid biosynthetic process; protein N-linked glycosylation
Cellular component (GO): endoplasmic reticulum membrane; intracellular membrane-bounded organelle
Molecular function (GO): dolichyldiphosphatase activity
Source: RefSeq, a predicted model, not a curated record